AUGCCAGCCAGCCAGCCAGCCAGCCUCGUCGCCAGUCGCCAGUCGCCCGUCGCCCGUCAUCAGUCCCCAGUCAACUCUGUCAGUCAGCACCCAAGCCUCCAAGCCUCACCACGACUUCAAGCCUCAACUUCAAGCACUGUGACUUCUCUGCCUCUCUCUCUCUCUCUCUCUCUCUCUCUUGUUACCCGAAACGGAGACUCGACCCACUAG
Plenodomus lingam JN3 is the source of this 210-nucleotide messenger RNA. NCBI's taxonomy places the organism in Eukaryota, Fungi, Ascomycota, Dothideomycetes, Pleosporales, Leptosphaeriaceae. The record is from RefSeq and is a predicted model, not a curated record.